GUGAUUUUCGUUUGAAGUGAGACGUUUGUGUUGUGUGCCGGUAGAGGAAGUGUGGGCAAAUUAUUGAUUUCAAAUUAACGAUACAAAAUCACUCGCAUUCCCCUGGCAACCUUUUGCUGCCCCCUAGAAGAGAAAAGAUCGAAAGAUAGAUUACCUCGAAUUAAGUUAAGUUGCAAUUAUCCAUUUCCAGAAACAAAAAGUAAAUCUGCCAAGGAACGUGCACAAAUGCUGUGGCUGGAAACCAUAAAACCAAUAAACUUCGCAAGAUGUCCUGUAGCCCUGAGGUAUUCCUUGGCAGGGAAUGCAUGCGUAACAAAUGAGAAGAGGCAUCAUACGGACUCUCACUAUAGCCAUAAGUAAUGAAAUUGUGUUAUUUUCUGUGAAUAGGUUUCGGGCCAAAGAAGGUUCUUAAGUUCUACUGGUCUCUGAGGUGGGACAAUAAGCAAUUUGGCGAGUGUUCCUCACAAAGGAAUAAACACUAGUAUCGAGAAUACCAAGGAUAAUACAGAAAACAAAAGAGAUAAUCUCUUAAAACAGAGAGGAAAACACUCACACACAGGCACAAGCACGAGCACAAACACAAAAAUAGAAACAAUGGAUGAGCAUCCUGUAAUUCGAGUGAAAGAAAAUGAAAUAUUGGAUGAACAAGAGUACGAUGUUCUUUAUGUGGCGCCCGUGGAAAUUGUGGUAUUGUUGUCGGUUUUCUAUGGCAGCAUAAGCCUGGUGGCCAUAAUUGGCAAUACUCUGGUCAUAUGGGUAGUGGCUACCACGCGACAAAUGCGUACCGUCACCAACAUGUACAUUGCCAAUUUGGCAUUUGCCGAUGUGAUCAUUGGUCUCUUUUGUAUACCUUUCCAGUUCCAGGCGGCCCUUUUGCAGCGUUGGACUUUGCCAUGGUUUAUGUGCGGAUUUUGCCCCUUUGUCCAGGCCGUAAGUGUAAACGUGUCGGUCUUUACCCUAACAGCCAUUGCCAUAGACCGCCAUCGGGCCAUUUUGAAUCCAUUGAGAGCCCGCCCCACAAAAUUUGCUUCAAAGUUUAUAAUUGCCAGCAUUUGGUUGGCAUCGGUGACCUUUGCUACUCCUUGUGCCAUUGCCUUUCGAGUGGAAUUGUUGCAUGAACGUCGAAAAGAUGAUAAUGAUACCAUCUAUAAUGUGACAACGCCGUUUUGCAACAACGUCAAUCUGUCCGAUAGCCAGCUGCAGACAUACCGCUACUCUUUGGUGUUCGUUCAGUACUUGGUUCCAUUUUGCGUCAUCAGCUUCGUUUACAUACAAAUGGCUGUUCGAUUGUGGGGAACUCGGGCACCAGGGAAUGCCCAGGAUUCGCGCGAUAUCACUUUACUGAAAAAUAAGAAAAAGGUUAUAAAAAUGCUGAUUAUUGUUGUUAUUGUCUUCGGAGUAUGCUGGCUGCCAUUGCAGUUGUACAACAUCCUCUACGUUACCAUACCGGAAAUAAAUGAGUAUCAAUUCAUUGGUAUUGUGUGGUUUAGCUGCGAUUGGUUGGCCAUGAGUAACAGCUGCUAUAAUCCAUUCAUAUAUGGCAUAUACAAUGAAAAAUUCAAACGUGAGUUCAACAAGAGAUUUCAAACAUGUCUUUGCCGUUUCCAGACCAGUGGCGAAAUGCAUGAGCGCACCAUGUCAAUGCAUACACGCGCCAGCUCGCUACGUUCCACAUACGGACCAACGCAGAUACGAUUGCGUAACAACGCAUUUAACGGCACCGCCAGUACCUACAACCGCCAGAGCUCCAAUGAGUGGAGCAACAAGAAACUCGACAACAUUGUUACCUACAGUGUGAACAGCAAUGGUGAGGAGACCCUAUUGAAUGGUUUCCAAGCCAACGGAACUGAGGUGCAUCAAAGCAACGACAUGGACAAAAUGGCAGGAAAUGCUGCCAGUCUGCACUGGCAACGUAACAACUUCAAGCCCCUGCAUCCUGAACUGCUCGAAUGCGACGACAAUGAGGACGAAGUGCUAAUGAGGGACAAGCACCCAUUAACGGAGCAAGAUAUCAAAGAUUUCGAAGGCAUUGAAGCGAACGGAAAUAAUCAAAGUUUGGAAAAUUCCAACACAACUGAAGCAAGCAAAACAACUACAACAUCGACUAAGCAAAACUAA
Stomoxys calcitrans (stable fly) is the source of this 2118-nucleotide messenger RNA. Its product is annotated as RYamide receptor. Lineage: Eukaryota; Metazoa; Arthropoda; Insecta; Diptera; Muscidae. Gene Ontology annotation, cellular component: membrane. The coding region runs from base 595 to 2118 and encodes 507 amino acids. The transcript has 8 exons. Gene Ontology annotation, biological process: G protein-coupled receptor signaling pathway. Gene Ontology annotation, molecular function: neuropeptide Y receptor activity. The record is from RefSeq and is a predicted model, not a curated record.